Phlebotomus argentipes is the source of this 1540-nucleotide messenger RNA. Its product is annotated as palmitoyltransferase ZDHHC20-B. The record is from RefSeq and is a predicted model, not a curated record. Gene Ontology annotation, cellular component: Golgi apparatus; endoplasmic reticulum. Gene Ontology annotation, biological process: synaptic vesicle maturation; protein targeting to membrane; peptidyl-L-cysteine S-palmitoylation. NCBI's taxonomy places the organism in Eukaryota, Metazoa, Arthropoda, Insecta, Diptera, Psychodidae. The transcript has 7 exons. Bases 103 to 1206 code for a protein of 367 amino acids. Gene Ontology annotation, molecular function: protein-cysteine S-palmitoyltransferase activity.
UGCUCAGCAGUUUGACACUUGGACUCGGACGAUAAAUAUGGCAAAAGUGGGUUUCCUCUGAUUUUAUUCGUCUCCUGCUGUGUUUCCUCCGCAAUUGUGACCAUGUCCCUCACCGGAAAUUACGACCAGAAGUCCCAGCCGACCUGCCACUGCUGCUUCCGCUUUCUGCGCUGGAUCCCCGUACUGUUCAUCCUGGCCGUCAUCUGCUGGUCGUACUUCGCGUACGUCGUGCAGCUCUGCUUCCUCAGCGUGACCUCCGUGGCGGAGCGCAUCGUGCUGCUGCUCCUCUUCCACCUCUUCUUCGCGAUGUUCAUGUGGUCGUACUACCAGACCAUCUUCACGGGCAUCGGCACGGUGCCGCCCAAGUUCCGUAUUCCCGCCAGUGAGCUGGAGAAGCUGAACCGCGCCGAGAGCGAGGAGACGCAGAAAAGGAUCCUCGAGGCCUUCGCCAGGGAGCUUCCGGUGGUCAACAGGACCAUCACGGGUGCCGUGCGCACGUGCGAGAAGUGCCAGCACGUGAAGCCCGACCGAUGCCACCACUGCAGCGUGUGCGGGGUUUGUGUGCUCAAGAUGGAUCAUCACUGCCCGUGGGUUGGCAAUUGCAUCGGCUUCACGAACUACAAGUUCUUCAUCCUAUUCCUGGGCUACGCGCUGGCCUUCUGUCUGUACGUCGCGCUCUCGUCGCUACCUUACUUCCUGCAGUUCUGGCAGGGUGAACUGGAGGGCGGCAUGGGGAGGUUCCACAUUGUGUUCCUCUUCUUUAUCGCCGCCAUGUUCGCCGUGAGUCUGGUGAGCCUGUUCGUGUACCACAUCUACCUGGUUACACUCAAUCGUACCACGCUGGAGGCCUUCCGGGCGCCCAUCUUCCGCGGCACGGGUCCGGACAAGAACGGCUUCAGCCUGGGACGCCUCAGCAACUUCCAAGAGGUGUUCGGCGACCAGAAAGUGCUCUGGUUCCUACCCAUCUUCACCAGUUUGGGCGACGGAUUGGAGUAUCCAAUUCAAGCGCAGCACCAGCGAACGCAUCCCUCCACGUCCUACGCAUCCAUGGGCGAGACGUCAACAAGCGUCGGCGACGGCGUCUCGUAUCCCAUUCGCUGCAUGGAGGACGAAGAGGACACGGAGUCGCUGUUGGGCGCCGAUUCGCGACAAGAGUUUGAGAUUUUCUCACGGACUGAAUUGGGCGAAGGCGAUGAGAUUCACUGAGUCGCAGCUUCUCGCACUCUUCCUGACAGAGAGACACAAAUUUAUGAGAACGAUAGAUUUAGGAGCUAGUUUUAGGCGAGAUGCGAUUUGUACAUAAAAGGGCAGGGAUAUCAACUGUAUAUUCCGUGUGAUUGCGAGAUUGAUAUGGGAUGAAAAAGAGCGCGUAUUUUUAUCAACUUCUCUGCCCGCGCGCGAGUGAAAUCGCGCCGGGAGAAAAUUUAAUUGCUUUAACUCCUUUGAAUGAUGUUAGCAUUUAUCGAUGCAUUCCAAAUGGUUCAAUAUUUGGCGUGAAAAAUAAAGAAAAUGACGAAGAAACAUACUCUCUCUCUCUCUC